This is a messenger RNA of Vidua chalybeata, 2605 nucleotides long. RefSeq names its product RBPJ interacting and tubulin associated 1 (gene RITA1). Gene Ontology annotation, molecular function: tubulin binding. Gene Ontology annotation, cellular component: nucleus; cytoplasm. Lineage: Eukaryota; Metazoa; Chordata; Aves; Passeriformes; Viduidae. The transcript is spliced from 3 exons. The record is from RefSeq and is a predicted model, not a curated record. Bases 1 to 756 code for a protein of 251 amino acids. Gene Ontology annotation, biological process: negative regulation of Notch signaling pathway; nuclear export; Notch signaling pathway.
AUGCGGGCGGCGGGUCCGGUCCCGGCCGGUGGCUCGGCUGCCGCCGCCGCCCGCCCUCCGCGGGGCCCCCGGGGCCGCCGCCGGGUGCGGCCGUCCUUCGUGGACGAGUCGCUGUUCGGCCGGCCCGCGGGGGCCCGCCCGCCGCCGCCCGCCUUCCCGCCGCCCUGGGCGGCUCCCGCGGCUCCCUCAGCCGGCGGCUCCCGGCCCGGCAGCCAGUGCAGGUCCCGAAGCCACGCUCCGUCCUUCUGUGACGAGUCCCUGUUUGGUGCCAAGCCGCAGGGUCCUGCCUGGGCAGCUCCGCGGAUGAGGAAGGAAGAUGUAGCCAAGCUCCACUCGCUGCUCUGGAGCCCCCCGCCUGCUCCCCAGAACCAGCCUGGCCUUUCCCCGCACUGCAGGGGGACUCCCCUGCGAGCCGUCCAUCCGCCAGCCUCCGCGCCUCCGGCCACGUCUGAGCCCGGCCACAAAGAGAAGUUGUGUGGCUGGAGGCAUCCCAGGAGCGAUGCUCGCUCCGAAGGCUGGGGUGCUCCUGGCAGAGGACGUUCCCAGUCUGUCAGCCGGCUGAGCACCCCCCCGGACAGGAUUCACCUUUCUUCCAGCCUCGGCACAGAAAGGUGGAAGAACCGGAGCGCUCCAACAACCCCUGCUGCCCCCCAGGGCCCUCUGGUGAGGGGUCGGUCCAAGAGCGUGUCCGGAUCUCCUGUGCCCAGGAAUGCCAAGGCAGCAGGUGGCUGCACAGCCAGACCCCCCUGGAAGUGAUGCCAGGUGUCCCUCUGGAUGUACAUACAGCCUUAGUCUACCUGAGGCCUCCCUGUAACCAAGCCCACGAGGACCCUGGGCCUUUCCAUGGCUGGAAAGGAAGGAUGGAGCUGUUCCAUGCUGGAAGACAAGCCAGGAGCCAGAGUUGACCCCAGUGCUGGGAGCUGUGUGUCCUGGUUCAGGACACACCCCCACGGCACCAGAGCCUUGGUGGGAACAGCUGCUUCCCGAGAUGUCCAGGGGGUGUCAGAGGAGGUUCCUGCUGUCUGGGAAAUCCAGCUGGGAGGUCGGAGCAGCAGGAGACCCGAGUGCCCACAGUGCAGUCCCGGCCCCUCCAGGCACAGGUAUUGAGAGGCUGCUGAGGCCCUCCCAAAGGUUCCCUUCUCCAGGAAAAGAGCUCCAUUCCCUCUGCCUCUAUGCACAGCAUGUGCCUUGGUGUCUCCCUGCUGUCCUUGCUUUGUGCCACCAACACCUUACGGACUCCUCUGACAAAGCAGGACAAGGGAGGACGAGCACAGAGGUGAGGAAAGCAUUGCCCUGCGUCCCGCUGGCAGUGGGAGGAUCCCAGGCUGGAUGGGGUUUGUGACAGAGAAGGAUCUGCACAGGGAUUUUGGCAGCUCGUGGUGAUGAGGAGGUGCUGAGUAAAUCCAUAAUUGCGUGGCUGAGGGUUGUGAGGUGCUCACAGCAGUGCCACGGUGUCACCACAUAAGUGCUCUGAGACAAAUCUGGGAUCUGGGGGAUGCUGCUGAGUGAUCUGGGCACGUCCAAAGCUCCUCCACUUCCUUUGCUGAGGUGGGAAAGAGCGGCUCUGUGUGUAUGGAGGUGGAUAAAGGACGUGGGGUUUGCAGUCACUGCUCCCUGGGGAGGGAGGCUGCAGCGAGGAGCUGCUGAGGUUACUGCGAGUUUGGUAACGCCCAUGCCGAGGGAAACGCUCAAAUUCACCCAAGGACACACGAAGCCAGGUUAACAGCAUCCUUCUGCCCCCAGAAAUGAUGUUAUUGCACCUUGAGCAGCAGCAGGAUUGGCCCUUGACCCACUCCAGCAGGUGGAGCUGGAGCCAGCCAGGAGCCCGCACUGAGAGGAAUUUCUGCUCAUUUCUUGGCCUGACAGGUAGCAAGAAUAACCUGACAUUAAAACCUGAGAAGGUGACUGAGCAUCCUUGUGAUUCACUCCGAGCUCUCGGAUCUCCCCCUGUGCUUCCCACUGAGGCAAUCCUGCAGCUCUUCUCCACCUGGGGUAAAAUUGGAGGGACAGGAAACAACCGUGGCCUUCUCAGAGGAGGGGCUGGGCGUGCUGGUGUCAAUCCAGGUUGUGUUUGGGUUGUGGGCACAGUGACGUGCAGGCUGUGAAGGCUGCAGGUCUCACUGGGCUGGGAGAGAGUCCAGAUGUGAUUUGGACGCUAGAUGGAGACAAGAGGGUUGAGGAUUGACACGGGAGCAGGAAUGCUGUUCCAGCAGCAGGUGGGAGAUCCAGCGAGGCGAGUCGUCAGCAAACUGGGGGAACUGCCCUGGAAUCUAAGCAGCAGAGAACUGAACCAGUGGGAUCUUGGAGAACUGGAGUCCUUGAAAGAGGAAGCCUCUUAAAAUAACGAGAGAUUUUAUCUGAGAAUCAAGUUAACAGUGGCCUGUGUGGCCAGGAUUGGCCACUUUACCCCCACUGCUGCAGUCAGGGUCCAAGGAAUCAGUGGGGGAAACUAGAGCCUGUCUCAUCAGCCACGCCUUCCUGUCCCACACUGGCCCAGGUUGUCACUGAGGCCUUCCAGGAGCUCAGAACUGGCACUUCCUUGCUAUUUACACAUGAGUACAAUGUUGGUUAAGUAUAAACGGGUUGUUUGUAUUUUGUUCCAUGA